AUGCUUUCCCCUCUCCCGCUCACUCCACCUCUCAAGCCCCCCUCGCCCUAUUCCUCUCAUCUCCAAUUGGCUCGUACUGCGCUAUACCGCACUCUAUCUCCGCCCUCCCCAACCGGCUACUUUGACUACGUCCAAGCAGUCCCGAAUCUGGAGCUCCACUCCGCCGCGGCCGAGGGAAAUGUGGGUUUGGUGCAUUACGCCCUUACCCAUGGUCAGCCGGUCAAUUCGGUAUUGCAUGGCGUACAGGCGAUUCAUGCCGCCGCGGCAGGGGGUAGCAUCGCGGCGGUCAAGAUGUUGAUAGACCGGGGGGCGGACGUGAAUGCCCCGAGGCUGCCGAGGAGGUAUAGCAAUGAGAAGAAGAAGGGCGCGCCGAGUCUGGGUGCAGCUGGUGCGACUCCUCUCCACUUUGCUGCUGCCAACGGUCACGCCGAUAUCGUCCAAAUACUCCUCACCUGCGGUGCCGCUUCCAACAAGUCCGACAAGCUAGGCCAAACGCCAGCCUCUCUCGCCGAGGCCAACGGGCAUGAGUCGGUCUUGCACGUUCUGAAGGUAUACGACCACCUCAGGCGCCAAGACGGGCUUGCAGAUACAGCUUCCAUCGCAAGCGGAAGUAUCAUCACCGGACCAUUCUCUGAGGACGGGUCGCCAUCUCAGUCAACCAUCAACCUGGAGGACGAGGACUAUCACCCCAGUCUCAAGGGAAAAGAGAGCGCGAUGAGCAUGGCGAGUACUCGCUCAGAUGCGAGUGGGAUUAUCAAGCUGCGGAAAAGCCUGGAUGGGCUGUUAGGGAGGCGGUCUAGGAAGAACAGCUUCCGAUCCGCAUCGCCAGAUGGCCUACCCUACCCCCCUUCACUCGCCCCAUCCUCAGUAUACCACUCUCCGAUCGGCGGAAACAGUCCAGCCUCAUCACAUACCGAACUUCCCUCCUACCCCUCGGACGAACAACCAUCUGCCAUUGCCCCUCAACCCCAAAGUAACGGUAUCGACCUGGCGCGGAUCACCUCGGGCGGAUCUCAGGCGUCAGGCGCGUCCGGCCAGUCGAGCACAUUCGCCUCUAUCCGCUCGGGUCCGCAUCACACGCUCCCCCGGGAACAUCGUACCUCCCACUCCUCCCGCCGACCAUCCCUACCCUCCAUCCUCGAAAAGGCCGCACAUCCGGGUCAAGCCUUCCGAAACGCCCUGCACCGCCGGGAACAAAACGAGCAAGUUCGCUUCAAUGUCUCAUCGGGCAGUUCGAACGGGUCGCAGAACCUCUCGGGCGCGCAGGACAAGACACGGAAAUACAUGUCCCGCAAUGCCUUUAUCGGUCUUUUCCGGCGUACCAAUUCGCCUCCUUCUCGCUCGCCCAGUCCGCCGAAGCGCGGCGAGAGCCGGCCGAUAGACGCUCAGGAGCUGGAGGAGGGGAUCGAGCGGUUUAGGCGGGCGUCGAUGGAGCUGGAGCAGCAAGAACGGCGGAGUCUUGACGAGAACAGGGAGAAUCCAGACAUACUGCGCCAGACUCCCGCUUCUGCCCCACCGAUAAAAACCCGGUUCUUUGAGGAUCUAUCACCGUCACCGCCAAAAAUCCCAAAUUCGGCUUUUGUCUCUCCUCGGGAGGGUCGGACCUCCCCGGUAUCGCCCACCGGCGAAAGACCUUGGAAUCGACCGCGCAAGGGCAGCAAUGUUAUCGCCCCUUCCCCGUUAGCCAACGAGUGGGCGAGGGAGAGUUCCGACUCGGACUCGACAGUCCCGACUGGGAUCCGCCGGACCAAGACGGAAGGAGCGAGGGGUACGGUUGGCCCAUCCAGGCUUUCGGUGUCUAGCGGACCAGCGCCGGGGCUGUUGCGUGCGACAAAGCAACGGUCUGCUACGCUUCCCAGCGCACCCUCUGCGGGAGUGAUGAGCUUGACAGCUGGACCGGCGACUACGCGGAUAGCCAGCUCAUCCAGGCUGGUCGAUCUAGCUCUGGACGAGCGGGCGAAUCUACGAGCCGGCGUGCUCAGGCGGGAAAGCGAACGAAAGAGGGACGAGGUGGAGCACGAUGACGGCGCCGAAGACGCGGAGGAUGAAGAAACCGAGGAAGAAGUCUUCCACGAUGCUCUGGUCGAGGUGGAUGACUCGGAAAAAGUGGAAUCGCUCGUCCCUGUGGUCAGCGAAGAGGCUGUCGAAGAGGAUAGAGUGGAGCCGGAGAUGACGCCUCCGCUAGCCCCUGCCUUGCGGAAUCGCUACCGCGGUGCAUCGAUCGGCUCGAUGAACAGCCAGCUCAGCCGCUUGUCCACGACGUCCUUGUCCAUGGUACGGUAUGGCAGCAACCCAUCCGACGACAGCACCUCGGACCGGCAUUUGCGUCCGCGCGGCUCAUCAGACCCAAACACCACGCCCCCGCCUCCACCCCCUUCGAGUCUCUCCAUGGAUUCUCGUCCUCGCGGCAAGUCUGUAUCGUCCAUCGCAACGACAGCCAGCGGGAGCAACCUUGCUUGGUCGUCCUAUCACCAUUCCACAUCGGCCACCUCCCUCACUCCCCCUUCAACCCUCUCCAUCACCCUCGGCUCGGCCUUCCCGCCUGUACCAGAAGACGACGUCACGGACGGCUCAUCCGUCUCUCUACCACCUGCGCCUCAGCGCAAAUUUUCCUCCCGCGCUGAAGCUGUCAAGGCCAUCAAGCAGCAGGAGGAUGAUGUCUUGCAAUUGGCGCAGUUGCCUCUGAAUGCGGACUCGAGCAGGGAUCUCGCAGCUCAGCUGGCGGCAUAUGGGGAGAGCCAUGCCAUGGAGCAGGAGCUGGCGCAAAUGGAGCGCAGAGAGAAGAAGCUGUCAAGGAGGGGUACCACAGAGGCGGGAGGCAAGAGCAAGUUUGAAAUCCUCAGCGAUACCAGCAGCGAUAAGGAGAGUGGGGCGAGCGGGGUCAGUGGAAGCUUCGUUAGUGCCCAGAGCGCGCCGAGCUCGGGUAUGUCUUCGGAGGCGAGAAGUUCAUCAGUGGCGAGCUCAAGAUGUAAUGCACCACCAUCCAUGAUCAGCGUCGAAGCACCCAAAACAUCCGUCCCGAACAUCAGCAGUAUCUACGAUCGGCGCGCCACCCUUUACCGUGAAAAGAUGCAGGCCCUCACUGCCGCCCCAUCUUUGCACGCCCCAUCAUCCCGAGGCAGCGAGAGGCGGCCUCGGCCACGCGCGGCCACCGAUAAUCACUCGCGCUCUGGACCACCGGCGUGGCUCACGGGUGUCCAACCCAGCGGCAGCUCGAUCCAAUCCCGAGCGGUCAGCGGACCCGCGCGGUCAGAAAUCUCAUCCAGUAUCCCUGCCGGCUCCCUACCUGUCCAGCCACCAGGCCAUGGGCUCAUGGCGGGCGCGUCAGCACCCAAGGCCCCCCGGUCCCGGAAAGAGAGCUUCAACUCGAUCCGCGUCCCUCCGCCACCCGCACCCCCUAUCGCAGAUAUUGUCAAUACGCGAUAUCAGGGGCUGCCCAGUGUGGCAUCUUACCCUCGGUCCACCAACACUGCCUUCUACUCGGCACCAAGUCGGGCCGGUACGAACCGGCAGUACUCGCACGGAUCGCCCUUGGCCAGCUCGUCCUCCCAGAUCCAGCCCGCACCGGCACCGGCCGUCAGUAUCUUCUCGCACCGGUAUGCUGGCCCGCAUGACGGCGGGGAGUCGGACGAUAGCGAAGGGGAGCAAAAGGGGUACACGAUGAUUGAGAAUGACUGGAGAGGGGGCAAGAUCCUCGCGCCUGGCGAUUUGGGCGCGGAAGGGCUGGCGAGAAAGGGCAAGUGGGGUUUCAAGGGGCCGUUUGGCAAGAAGAAGUGA
Messenger RNA from Dioszegia hungarica, 3777 nucleotides. RefSeq lists its product as uncharacterized. Gene Ontology annotation, cellular component: nucleus; cytoplasm. The transcript is spliced from 5 exons. Gene Ontology annotation, molecular function: protein binding. The record is from RefSeq and is a predicted model, not a curated record. NCBI's taxonomy places the organism in Eukaryota, Fungi, Basidiomycota, Tremellomycetes, Tremellales, Bulleribasidiaceae. The coding region runs from base 1 to 3777 and encodes 1258 amino acids.